AUGGACCCCCCGCGCUCAACCUACAAACUCCAACACACCCCCACAGGACGCCCCUACAUCGCGCUCCAAACCCACUCACCAACCCCCAUCUUCCUAACCGAGCUGCUCCCCCGCGACGCCCACACCCUCGUCGCCACCAUGUCCCUCCCAGCCGUGAACAACGCCCUCCUCUCGCCGCCAAAGGACUACACGCUUGCCUCGGCCGAGUGGUGGAUCGCGCAUCAGCGGUCGGGGAAGGCGGAUUUGCCGCUGGCGACUUUGCGGGCGGGGGAUGCGGAGAGUGGGGGGUUGAUUGGGGGGGUGAGUUUGGGGCCUGGACCUAGGAUUGGGGUGAAGGGUUCUUCGGCUUUGGGAGAAGCUGGUGGGGAUGGAGGGAAUGGUAUUGAUGUGGAAUUGGGAUAUUAUCUUCAUCCGGAUUGGCAGGGGAAAGGGAUUAUCAAACCGGCAGCGCGUGCGCUGAUUGAGUGGGGGAGGGCGGAGAAGGGGGUCAACAGGGUGCGGGUUAAGGUUGUGGAGGAGAAUAUGAAGAGUCGGGCGAAUAUUGAGAGUUUUGGCGAGUUUGUGAGGGUGAAUGGGGAGGAGGAGUACUUGGAGUGGCCGCUUGAGAAGGGAGGGGGGAGGAAGAAGCUGCUGGUUUUUGAGUGGAGGAUUUGA
Messenger RNA from Hymenoscyphus albidus, 654 nucleotides. Lineage: Eukaryota; Fungi; Ascomycota; Leotiomycetes; Helotiales; Helotiaceae. The record is from the annotation of a GenBank genome assembly.